AUGGACGGCGUGACAACGGAUCAGAUGCUGCGACUUGCCGAGCAAACAAAAAUGCUUCAUUUAACGCAGGAAAUCAAGAAACUCGCGGAGAAAUCGCUACCCCAGUUUAAUGAAGUGCCCCAAUUGAACCUAUUGCCCCUAUUGACGAGCCUACCAUCGACAUCCGUCAUUCCCGGGCUCGAUCUCCCAUUUCUGAACCCAAAUCCGAAUCUAUUGCAAAUUUUGCUCAAUCAAAUGUCGGCUUUCAACUUCGCGCAAUCGUCCCUCAUCCAGUCGAGCGUCAUCGAGGUCAAUCCAGCACAUGAGACAUCUCGAAGACGUCGUUUGGCAAGUGAAAGCACGAUAAAGAAGCAAGAAUCGAUGGAUGACGAUCAAGAGACGUUCAUUGCGAGUAGUGAAAAAGAAGGCUGGUGUCGAAACAAGAAAUACAUCGAGAAGACCGAGAACGGUUUCAUGUGCACUGUUUGUAAGAAAGUUUACGGUCGUUACAACUCGGUUUCCUAUCAUGUGACGAUCUAUCACCGAAAUCCGCCAAUCAAAUGCGAUAUGGGCGAUUGCCAGUUUGCCACCAGGGAAGCAAGAUACAUCCACUUUCAUAAAUACUACCGUCAUGGCGUCCCAUUGCCGGAAAGUAUCGAUCAAGGUUCGCGAAAAUGUCCCCAUUGCAAACAUGUGUCGAAGAGCCCAGCCAUGCUCGAGAAGCACAUUCGCCGACAUUUGCAAGACAGGCCUUCAUCAGUCAGCAGCCCAUCGAUGGCCUCGUUGCUCGUCGAUAUUGAGUCUCGACCGAGAGCCAUCUCCGAGCUGAUUCCACCACUUGAACCAGUGAUCGACGUUUGUGAAGAAGAGGAAAAAGAACACGAAAUUCAAACCGUUUCCAAUGAGGAACAAUAUGAAACAAAAAGUCGAGCUUUUACUCUU
Messenger RNA from Mesorhabditis belari, 921 nucleotides. The record is from the annotation of a GenBank genome assembly. Lineage: Eukaryota; Metazoa; Nematoda; Chromadorea; Rhabditida; Rhabditidae.